This is a messenger RNA of Penicillium soppii, 1827 nucleotides long. RefSeq names its product RNA-binding protein VTS1. Gene Ontology annotation, cellular component: P-body. The transcript has 3 exons. Gene Ontology annotation, molecular function: mRNA binding; translation repressor activity; protein binding. The record is from RefSeq and is a predicted model, not a curated record. The coding region runs from base 1 to 1827 and encodes 608 amino acids. NCBI's taxonomy places the organism in Eukaryota, Fungi, Ascomycota, Eurotiomycetes, Eurotiales, Aspergillaceae. Gene Ontology annotation, biological process: nuclear-transcribed mRNA poly(A) tail shortening; regulation of mRNA stability.
AUGGCCAGUCAUAUUAUUGGAAACCGCAACAGCACCCCCGAGGCUUCCAAUUCGAAUCUUCGUCCACCCUCUUCGUCUCGAAACCUCGGAUCGCACCAGCUGCGGGCUUCGGCAGACAUGUCCGGGUUUCCAUCGCCGUUGUCCUCCCGAAGCAUCCGUCCCUCAUCUGAAGUCUUCUUCAAUCAACAGUCCCAGGGUCAGAAUGCGACGGAAGAUGCUUUGGAUCGUGCUGCCCAGCAGUGGCUUGCGGAUAUCGAUCAGUAUGAGACCACUUUGGAGGAAAUGGCGGCUGCCACCCUUGACCAGGAUUUCAAGGAUGAACUCAGCGCCAUCGAGCAAUGGUUCCGUGUGCUUAGUGAAGCCGAGAGAACCGCUGCACUAUACGCUUUGCUCCAGCAAACCACCCAGGUGCAAAUUCGGUUCUUUAUCCAAGUCCUGCAGCAAAUGUCUCAGGGUCAUCCAAUGUCCGGUUUGCUCUCGCCCGCCAACUUUGGCGAAAAGGAUGCUAUGUCCAGCCGCUUGAGCGAUGCUAUGUCAAAGCUCAACAUGGACUCCUCUCGCAACUCCCUUGGACGGCCCCCACCUUCCCCUGGCGCGAAGCGGAACUCCGGUCUCGACCCCUCUACUAUCAAUGCGAUGUUCCCAGAUGCCGCUGCCGCAAUCGCGAAGAAGAAGGCCGAGUUCACUCAGCAAACUGGCAAUGCACCUCCCUCGAACCGUAACAGUGCAGUCUUCGACCGUGCCUCUUUUGUUGCCCCCACCAUCUCGGCGCCUGAUAACAACUCGGACAGUCUGGGCCAACCACCUGCUUCCCCGUGGGCUCAGCGCGGUCUUUCCGAUACUCAGCCUCCGAUCGCUCGCCCCAAGUCAUCUUCCGGACACCAGCCCAUGGGCCAGUUCAGCCAGCCCUCGGGCAUGCGCUCGCCUCUUCCGCAAACCGCCAACAUUCCUUCCUCUGACAUUGAGCCUCCUCUGCUCUCGCCCUACAACGUUGGAAACCAUAGCUGGGCUUCGAUGACCAACACCCCGAUGACUGCGAGUUUCGGUCAGCAGUCCCUCCAAAACCCCAACAACCAUGCGGACAUGGUUGCCAAUGCCACGGCAAUGAAGCUGGCAGCUUUGUCGACGGUGAACAACCGCAUUGCUUUGGACGAUGCACGCAAGUAUCGCCGUUCUCGCUCCAAUGACGGCCAGGGCAGAAACCCUCAUGGUAACCCAAGUAUCAACCAAGGUCUGGCUAGCCCAGGUCUCGGCGGACAGCACUUGGUGGGUGGUCAGAUCCUCAAUAAUCAGCAGCUAGUCGCUUUGCAGGCUCAGCAGCAGGCGGCCAUGGCCGGUAGACGGUCCCGCCCAACAUCACCCGGUAUUGUCAUGCAGGGUGGUGGCCUGACCCCGAUGGGAUUCACUUCACCCCAGAACAACGGAUUCCUGGCGGCUUAUGACCCGAACAACCCUCUCAUGGGUAAUAGUCUCAAUCCGUUCGGCAUCAACAACAACCACUUUGCGGGUAGUGAGGGCUACUUGUCUGAUCACUCGGAGGUUGCGCGAGGCCGCUCUCCCCGUGGUCGCCGUGGCAGCUCGAAGCCGCCAGAGGAUCCCACCGACCCCGCCCUUCUGAAGGAUAUCCCCAGCUGGCUGCGAUCCCUCAGGCUGCACAAGUACACCGAUAACCUGAAGGAUUUGCAGUGGACAGAGUUGGUUGAACUGGACGACAAGGCGCUCGAGGAUCGUGGUGUCAAUGCCCUUGGUGCGCGUAAUAAGAUGCUUAAGGUCUUCGAGCAGGUCAAGGAGGCCCGCGGUGAUGGCAAAUUUGAAAAUCUUGUUUGA